Acanthoscelides obtectus is the source of this 1391-nucleotide messenger RNA. Lineage: Eukaryota; Metazoa; Arthropoda; Insecta; Coleoptera; Chrysomelidae. The record is from the annotation of a GenBank genome assembly.
GCAUGACACAUGGAAAUCUACUUCUGUCACUCUAACAGUGGCUGUCAUGUUUUGAUCUCGUUUGUGAUUUUUUGAAUAGGUUCGUUCUAAGGUUCGUUUACAUUUCGUAUGUUUAAUUUUUCCUUAUUUAUUUUAUGCGACAAGACGUGUUUAUACCUAUUUUCUAAUUCAAUAUAUGUCUAAGAAUGGCCUCUGCGAAAAUUGUAGAGCUAACUGAAGAAAAUACGUGCAAAAUAUGUGAUAAUGCUCUGGGCAAGUAUUCCUGUCCAAAAUGCAACAUUCUGUAUUGCUCUUUGGCUUGUUACCAAUCUUCAGCACAUCUAGAAUGCAGUGAAACCUUCUACAAAGACAAUGUUAUGUCUGAGCACAAUCUCAACAAAAAUGACGAAGAAACCAAAGCCAAAAUGUUAGAGAUAUUACAGAGGACUCAUGAAAAUAACAGAAUUUCCCUCAGUGAUGAUACUGAAUCAAUAGAAAGCAUAGAAUGUCCAGCUUAUUCUGUUUUUGAUUUUAUCAAUGGCACUGAUGAUGAAGAGUGUGACUCUGAUGAUGAAGAAGUGAUAGAUAUUGGCCAGAGGCUUAAUGGUGUCAACUUAGAUGAUGCUGACCAGGUUUGGGAAAAGCUGACAGAGGAUGAAAGACAAGAAUUUGUUGCUUUUCUGAAAUCUGAGGAUGUUGCCAAACUCAUACCAUCCUGGCAACCAUGGUGGCUUUACCAUGAUGACAGUAUGGUAGAGGAGUUGGAUAAAGAAGAGGAAUAUAAAAGGAAUUGUCCACAAAUUUGUGGAGAUAUAAAGGACUUUGCACAAAUCACGAGCAAGCAACCAGCAGAGUGUGUCAAGUAUAAUCUUAUAAACAUAUUGUGUGCUUAUGCAUUUACUGCCAGAUUUUUCAAUGGAGAUCUAGAAGAUUUUGCUGCAGAAGCUGUUGCUUGUACAGUUACUAUAUCAUUAACCCUAAGAGAAGCACAAAAUUUCGACAAUUUCGAUAUGGCUGUUAAAUCGGUGGAACAGCAGUGCAUAAACAGUGACUGGAUAGUAUGCGACACGGAGAACAUUCAAACAAUGAGAGAAGAUGUGGACAGGAUUUUACGAGGACCCAAAAAGUCAGAUCAGAACUACUACAUAUUGUGUGCUCUGUCAGACCUUCAUAGGUUGAUGGAUAGAGCGAUGGUGCCAAGUCCAGAUGAGGCAUCUGGUGCUUUCAGUAAAAUGUUCCCAAAUAGUCACUUCCCAUCUGUGAAGCGAGAGACACCUGACAAAAUUGCCAAAUAUAUCAAAAAGAUCGGAUACUACCUCUCUUAUAGCAAAUAUAGGUUUGCUGAUCAUUUUAUACAAUAACCUUAUGCAAAUUUUGUAUAAUAUACAUAUCGAAUAAAUGUAGGUACUCAA